AUGGCUAACCUCUUCACCUCCCUAAUGUCUUCCCAGCAGCACCUGGCCCAGCUGCCCAUGAUGGGAGGAGCUUUCAUGGACUCGCCCAAUGAGGACUUCAGCACGGAGUACUCCCUCUUUAAUUCCUCCGCCAAUGUCCACACAGCCUCCAACGGCCAGCCGGAGGAGCCCCCACGGUCCUCCAACGAUGCCGUCUUGCUCUGGAUUGCCAUCAUAGCAACGCUGGGGAACAUCGUGGUGGUCGGGGUGGUGUACGCCUUCACCUUCUGA
Messenger RNA from Loxodonta africana (African savanna elephant), 270 nucleotides. It is a transcript of the gene C10H14orf132, whose product is annotated as chromosome 10 C14orf132 homolog. The record is from RefSeq and is a predicted model, not a curated record. The coding region runs from base 1 to 270 and encodes 89 amino acids. NCBI's taxonomy places the organism in Eukaryota, Metazoa, Chordata, Mammalia, Proboscidea, Elephantidae. The transcript has 2 exons.